This is a messenger RNA of Linum tenue, 5400 nucleotides long. The record is from the annotation of a GenBank genome assembly. Lineage: Eukaryota; Viridiplantae; Streptophyta; Magnoliopsida; Malpighiales; Linaceae.
ACCAACUCCGUCUCCUCGAUCGGUUGCUUUCUCUCCUCUUCACAUCACAGUUUCACACUCCUUCCUUGCUUCCUUGCUUCCCCCAUAAAAAGCAAAAACCCCUAAAUUAAAAAGCAACGAAAUCCCCCCCACCCCACUUCGCUUCCAUUAUAUAUCUCCGCCACAAUAAGAAACUGUUUCUUUAAUCGAUCCGCCUGCAAACUUGCUUGAUUGAUCUCAAAGCUGUCGUCUUUAUCGUCUCCCACCUCUUCCCCCUUCAAUUCCUCUUCUGGGUCGCUCUCUCUUUUACUCCUUCUUCCCUUAGCUUCCUCCAAUUUUUUUCCUAAUUAUCUAAUCUAUUUUUUUUUUGGAGUUUCUUGUUUCCUUGGUUUCCUUUCUGUCUUUACUCUUACCUCACCUCUGAAUCUUUGUUUCUCUGAUCAAAACCCACCUUCCCCCAAAUUCAAUUCAAUUCAAACCCUGACGCCAUCUUUUUCUUCUCCGCCUCUGAUCCAGAAUUUUGAUAACCUAUCAGCAGCUCUGGGUUUUAGAUGGGUCACUGCGUAAGCAAAGGCGGCAGAGGCGGCGAGGCUUUCCGCUACAACCCUAAUGAGAAUCAUAAUAAUCAGAAUCACUACCAUCCCAAAUCUCGAGACCUGCCUCCUACUGAUUACAACAAUUAUGCGUCCAAGCCUCCUCCGGCUACCGCCGGAGACUCUGCCGGCGGCUAUGCGAUCCCUCCGCAGUCCCCUCUCCGGACCCCGAAGAAGCCGGGUUUCCUCGCUCCACCGAGCCCGAAGCCGGCACGGCGAGCCGACACGAUCCUCGGGAAGGCCUACGAGGACGUCAAGCUCCACUACACGAUCGGGAAAGAACUGGGUCGGGGCCAAUUCGGGGUUACUUACCUCUGCAUCGAGAAUUCGACGGGGAAGCAGUACGCCUGCAAGUCGAUUUCCAAGAGGAAGCUGGUGACGAAGAAUGAUAAGGAGGAUAUGAAGAGGGAGAUUCAGAUAAUGCAGCAUCUCAGCGGGCAGCCCAAUAUUGUUGAAUUCAAGGGCGCGUACGAGGAUAAGCAGACGGUUCAUCUGGUGAUGGAGCUGUGUGCCGGCGGGGAGCUGUUCGAUCGGAUUAUUGCCAAGGGACAUUACAGUGAGAAGGAGGCGGCUGGGAUUUGCAGGUCGAUUGUGAAUGUGGUGCAUAUUUGCCAUUUCAUGGGUGUGAUGCAUAGGGAUCUUAAGCCUGAGAAUUUCCUGCUGUCUAGUAAAGAUAACAAUACUGCGCUUCUCAAGGCUACUGAUUUCGGCCUCUCCGUGUUCAUUGAAGAAGGGAAAGUGUAUCGGGAUAUAGUUGGGAGCGCGUAUUAUGUUGCUCCUGAAGUAUUGAGGCGAAGAUAUGGCAAGGAAACAGAUGUAUGGAGUGCUGGGGUUAUACUCUAUAUCUUGCUCAGUGGUGUGCCUCCAUUUUGGGCAGAGAAUGAGAAAGGCAUAUUUGACGCCAUAUUGCAAGGUGACAUUGAUUUCGAAAGUCACCCCUGGCCGGUUAUCUCAAGUGGUGCAAAAGACCUGGUUCAGAAAAUGCUAACCCAGGAUCCUAAGAGACGAAUUACUGCUGCUCAAGUACUUGAUCAUCCCUGGCUUAAGGAAGGUGGAGAAGCUUCAGAUAAGCCAAUAGACAGUGCAGUUCUUUCGAGGAUGAAGCAAUUCAGAGCAAUGAACAAGCUCAAGAAACUGGCCUUGAAGGUCAUCGCUGAAAAUCUUUCCAAAGAAGAAAUCCAAGGUCUGAAGUCAAUGUUUGCCAAUAUUGAUACUGACAAUAGUGGCACGAUCACCUAUGAAGAACUGAAGUCAGGGUUGGCUCGCCUUGGAUCGAAGCUCACAGAAGUAGAAGUGAAGCAGCUCAUGGAGGCUGCUGACGUCGAUGGAAACGGGACGAUUGAUUACAUUGAAUUCAUCACGGCUACCAUGCACAGACAUAGAUUAGAAAGAGAUGAACAUCUUUUCAAAGCCUUCCAAUAUUUCGACAAGGACAGCAGUGGAUUUAUCACUAAAGAUGAGCUGGAGAUGGCCAUGAAGGACUAUGGUAUAGCUGAUGAUGCAACUAUCAGAGAAAUCAUAGCUGAAGUAGACACCGAUAAUGACGGUAGAAUCAAUUAUGAAGAGUUCUGUGCUAUGAUGAGAAGUGGGACACCUAAUCAGGCCAAGCUUUUCUGAAUCCACCACGCGGGUGGCUGCCUGAUCAUUCUCCAGCGCCAUGGGAAUAUCUCCCCACCAAAAUGGAUAUCAGGGCAGAGGAAAGUUUCAUCCUCAUUCAGGAACCUGAAUGAAUGCAUAUGACCGUUGAAACAGCUGAAAGCAUAGAACUUGAGACACAGCUCCUCCCUCCUUUGAUAGAUUUGUGGUGCUUUCGAUCUGGGUUGUUUUGAGAAGCAAGAAUCAUCAGCAAUGUGAAUAUAUAAGUCGGAUUUUUAAAAAGAAAUCUGUUGUUUCAGCAGAUUUACGUUUGACAAGAAAACAAGCAGGAAGAGGAUUAUAAGUGAUUCGUUUUCUCGCUAUUUGCAAGUGUAAAUGUGAAAUGAGCACCUUGUUGCACUUGGUUCUCCUUCUCAGCGGGCCUGUAUACUGCUGCAACUUGUCUCACUAACUGGGAAUUUUGGUUAUCAAUGCCACUACAUGCUGCAGAGUGUGCACAGUUCUUCUUUUUUCGCUCUUUGGAAUCGGCAAAUGCCCUCCGGCGUUUGCAGACAUGAAUAACUAAUAUGUACCUUUCGAAUUUUAAACGAUGCCUUCAUCGAUUGUAUCAAUGUCCUACAUGACAAAUGAGAACGACCUAAUGUGUUCGAUGUUCGUUCUUAACCUUCACAACCAGAAGCAUAACCAUGAUGCCAUCACCUUUUGUUAGCUUCUUUUACAAGUUACGAUGGAAAGAGAUGGACAGAGCAAUCAUAGAAUCAACAGAUGUCUGUAACAAAAUAACGAAGCAGCAGAAGUACGUCAGCAGAUAAAGGGAACAACAUCAGUAUCAGAGCUUCAAUGGUUGAUUUCUCCACAAGAAUAAUCCGACCGCUCCAAUCUGUUUCAUCAAGAGCCCUAAUUGCAGCAUUCCGCAGCCAACAAAAUGUCAUUCAGCAAAUAUACUUAUCGUCAUUCAUUAGCCUAAAUUAUCACAACCACUUAGUAGCUGCUAGAGAACCCAAACACUUUGCAUAGCAAGAAAGCAAACAUGGAACCAGAACCCAUCAUUCACAUAAACUAUCAGAUCUUCCCUGCAGUCUUCAUGCCCUCGAGUUCACGAAAUCAAUCGAAGUGCUUAAGCUUUACAGUCUUCAAGUGUUUGGACUUGGCAGAAAUUUCUGGAGCUUUUUCUUCCAUCAGCUUCAUUCAAAUACUCCGACAAAUCCCCUCCCCAACAUGUUGUCUAUAACGAUAUGAUAUCACUGUCUUUGCGACAAACUCCCCAGCAGCUAUGGAAUCUGGACCACUUCGUUGGGCGUGAAUUGUUAGCCCUAUCCAACAGCUCCCAUCGCCCAUGCUCCAAUCUCUUUUGCGUCUUCAGCCUUUCGUCUAUCGUAAAAUAUCUUGACCACUUCAAUCUCUCAAUCCCCGUAACUUCUGUCAACUGAUUGCAUCCAGUAAUUGUCAACUCACGCAAGUGCUCCAAUGCAAACAGAUCAGGCAGCUUCUUAAUCGAAGCGCAAUCAGUAAUCCUCAAUGCUUGCAAUGACUCCAAUUUAUCGAGCCCUAUCACCUCAGUCAACUGAUUGCAUCCAGUAAUCUUCAAGUUCCGUAAGUGCUCCAAAGCUGAUAGAUCAGGCAGCCUCUCAAUCGAAGUGCAUUCAGUAAGCUCCAAUAAUUCCAAUGACUUCAAUCGCUCAAUCCCCACAACUUCUGGCAACUGAUUGCAUCUGAUAAUUGUCAACGCCCACAAGUGCUCCAAAGCAGAUAGAUCGGGCAGCUUCUUAAUCAAUGCGCAAUCAGUAAUCGUUGAUUCUCGCAAUGACUCCAAUUUACCAAGCCCUAUCACCUCAGUCAACUGAUUGCAUCCCGUAAUUUUCAACUCCCGCAAGUGCUCCAAAGCAGAUAGAUCAGGCAGCUUCUCAAUCAAAGUGCAAUCAGUAAUCUCCAAUAAUUGCAAUGACUUCAAUCGCUCAAUCCCCACAACUUCUGGCAACUGAUUGCAUCCUCUUAUUGUCAACUCUCGCAAGAGCUUCAAAGUAGAUAGAUCAGGGAGCUUCUUAAUCGACACGCAAUUAGUAAUCGUCAAUUCUUGCAACGACUCCAAUUUGUCAACCCCCAUCACCUCAGUCAACUGAUUGCAUCCCGUGAUUUUCAACUCCCGCAAAUGCUCCAAAGCAGAUACAUCAGGCAGCUCCUCAAUGGAAGAGCAAUCACGAAUCUUCAUUACUUGCAAUGACUCCAAUUUGUCAAUCCCCAUCAACCCAGUCAACUUACGACACUCAAUGAUCCGUAGAGUGGAUAGUUCCGCCAGGUCGCUAAGCCCAUGAAUUUCAGAGAGGAGUGGACAACGAAAGAUCUUGAGCGUCUGUAACUUGGUCAAAUUUGACAAGCUGGGCAGUUUUCUCAGUACAUCACAACGAUACACACGCAGUUCCUUCAGAAGCUUUAGAUGUUGGAGGCCAUCAAGAUCAAUUAGAUUUGAAGCAUCCUGUAAGUCGAAGUUCUCCAGCAUUCUCAGCUCUCCCAGACCAGCGAUCUCAUGUACCCCAAUCUCCGACAAAUCCAAGUACGUCAAGUUACUCUGAUUCACAAGGUUUGGUAGUCUCUCUAAAGGCACAAAUUGAUAACCUGAGAUCGAUAGGGUAUUUAGAGAUGAAGGAAGGGUAGGCGAGGAUAAAAUAAGGGUUCUCGUACGACGUCGUAGAGAACAAUGAUUCUGGUCGUUGAGAUCAACUGAUUCUUGUCAACCUGCCACAACUCCAAAUCCUUCAACUUGGACAGCUUCCACAUGUCCCCAGGAAUCAAAAGCGCACGACUCCAAUGUAGCCACUCCAAGUCCUUGAGCUCCAAAAGAUUGGGAACCCUAGGUGAUGAGAGGGAUAGCCCUUUUAAACUCGUGGGGAGUUUUGGUACUUCAAUGUCAAGCCUGUCUAGCACCAAGAUCUUGAGGGAGGAAAGUUUACCAAUGCUAGUAGGAAUUUCUCUCAAACGCGAAUAUCCUACAUUGAUCUCUUGCAGAUUUUGAAGCCUUCCAAAGCCACCUAUUAACUUCGUUAUCUUCGUCCUGGCAAUGUUUAGCACUCUCAGACCCUUCAAAUCGCCAAUGUGAAGUUCCCCGCCCAUGUUCCCGCAACCCAGGAAAUUUAUCCGUUGGAGACUUGGACAUCCGAACAAAUUCGGGACUUCUGUCACUUGGUCGCAGAACGAUACAUCUAUAGCUUUCAGCCUGUGUGCCGCCUGGAUCAUG